AUGACGCUUACGCGAUCCCAGCUAGGUGAAACACCAAGACGAACAGAGCAUCCGGGCUACGUUGAGACACCUACACGACGUUCAACGCGCGGGCGCAAAUCUGUUGUUCCGAGCGAUAGUGGCAGCACAAGCACCUCACCUAGCUCAUCCCAAAUCCUCUCUCCUACCUCGACCGCAAAAAGCGGUUCAAACAUAAAUGGGUCGGCAAGCACGCGGGGACGGGGUCGUCCCGCUAAAGCAGCCAAAGACGCGGUGGCCAGGGGCGCGAACGGCGAGGAAUUGGAGUUCGGAGGCGUCUUGGGAGUGUCGGCUAUGAUGAUCGGCUUUCCUAUCCUGAUGUGGUACAUGUGGCUCGGUGCAGCUUACUACCGCGGAGGAUUCCCUGCCAGGGAGAAAGGAAAGGAGAGUUGGACACAUUUCGGCUUGGUUCUGCUCAAUCUGGUAAUUCAGGGCGCCUUCCCAACACUGAAGGCGUGGGCGAUAUACUGGGGCUUCUUGAUAUUCGAAGGAGUGCUAUAUCUUUACAUGCCUGGGAUAUACGUGAAAGGAAAACCUCUUGAGUGGGAAAGGGGGAAGAGGUUGGAUUACUACUGCAGCGGAGUAUGGAGCUUUUACCUGACAAUUGUUGUCGCAUUGGGAUUGCAUGCGUCAAGGAUUUUCCGUCUCGACACGAUCAUCGACGAAUUUGGGCCUAUCAUGACUGUGUCUAUCAUUAGCGGAUUCGGAGUCUCAAUCGCUGCAUAUGCGGCUGCCAUCUGGCGGGGUAAACAGCAUCGUAUGUCUGGACGACUUCUUUAUGACUUUUUCAUGGGCGGGGAGCUGAAUCCGAGGAUUGGUCAAUGGCUGGAUCUGAAGAUGUUCUGCGAAGUGAGACUGCCGUGGUACACCCUGUUUCUCAUUUCGCUAGGCGCGGCAGCGAGGCAAUAUGAACGCUAUGGAUAUGUGACAGGAGAAGUUGGUUUCUUGCUACUCGCUCAUUUCCUAUAUGCGAAUGCCUGUUCCAAGGCUGAGGAGGCAAUUGUCACCACAUGGGACAUGUAUCACGAGAAAUGGGGCUUCAUGCUAAUCUUCUGGAAUAUGGCGGGCGUUCCUUACACCUAUUGCCACUGCGCCAUUUAUCUUGCGAGUCACGCACCAGCAGAGUACCACUGGAAUCGAGCGCUGCUUGCGCUCCUCUACAUCUCCUACCUCUUCGUCUACUGGGUUUGGGAUUCAUGUAACGGCCAGAAAAAUCGUUUCCGCCAACAGGAAAGAGGCACUCUAUCAUACCGAAAGACCUUCCCUCAAGUACCGUGGACUACUCUUGAGAAUCCAAACACCAUCAAAACGAAGACGGGAGAUAGUAUCUUGGUGGAUGGGUGGUACAAGUAUGCACGGAAGGUUCAUUAUACGUGCGAUAUGUAUUUCGCCCUCACAUGGGGUCUUGUCACCGGCUUCAAGAGCCCAUUUCCAUGGUUCUACGCAGCCUUCUUUUUGCCAAUGAUCAUCCACCGUGCGAUUCGAGACCAACAGAAGUGUCGACGACAGUAUGGUAGCGCGUGGGAUGAGUACGAAAAGCAAGUUCCUUACUGGUUUAUUCCUAUCAAUGCACUGUUGAUCACUCGCGAACUAGUAGAGUUGGGUGCGAAUGAGAAGGCCUGGCCACUCCACACUGGGCAACGGCAUACCGCUAGCACGGGCCCGCAAACAGUGGAUUUGAAGGUCAAGUACGAAUGA
This is a messenger RNA of Bacidia gigantensis, 1716 nucleotides long. RefSeq lists its product as uncharacterized. Gene Ontology annotation, biological process: ergosterol biosynthetic process. The record is from RefSeq and is a predicted model, not a curated record. Gene Ontology annotation, molecular function: Delta24(24-1) sterol reductase activity. Lineage: Eukaryota; Fungi; Ascomycota; Lecanoromycetes; Lecanorales; Ramalinaceae. Gene Ontology annotation, cellular component: endoplasmic reticulum membrane. Bases 1 to 1716 code for a protein of 571 amino acids. The transcript is spliced from 5 exons.